GAGAACUAGAGAAGAAAGAAAGAAAGAUGGGUGAUGUACUAGUGCUCGGAGCGGAGAGAAGAGCGGCACUGCAGAGCGGAGCAUUCGCUCUCCCUCCUCCACCGGACAGCCUGCUAGGGAGGCUGGAGCAGAUAGACCAUCGGUUAAGGCAGCUAGAAGAGAAGCAGCGGGUGCCAGUCCCACUGCCGGAAGCGCAGUCCAACAACUACUUCAUCGCAGAGCUGGUGCAGGAAAGGCCUGCCGCUGGCGGUGAGGGCGCAGAACGUCGACACCAGCACCACCAGCACCAGCACCACCAGCACCACCACCACCACAGCAAGUCCAUGCCGUCGGCCUUUCCUCAUCAUCAGCUGCAUCUCAAGGGGACCCUCACUGACCGACUCCACUUGCUCGAGUCCCGAAUCCGCCAGUUGAGUUUCGAAUUGGAUAAAGGUGGGAGCAUGAGUACUGCAGCUGCAGGGAGCACGUCCAGAGAGCAUGCUAAUUCGUGCGUGCUUCCGGCAGUAUUCGUACAAGCAGAACAGCAGCAGCAGCACCAGCAGCAGCAGCAGCAGGAGCAGGAGCCUGUCUGCUCGGGCGGCGGCAGAGUCAUAGGAGGAGGAACCUGGAAGACUGGCCGCAUUUUCCAGAGAAGCGCUCGCGAGCUGCAUGCCCACAAGCCAAAAUCCAAGGCGAAGGAUCCGAAAGAAGCUAUGAGCGGCACAGCAGAGAAACGAGCAAGUGCCAUGUACCGAAGCGAGAAGAGGCGGUCGGAACGGACCAGGCUGUACAGGAGGUGGUUCCGCGUCGGAUGCUGAUGCUGAUCAAACUUCCCAUGCUUUCUUUUAUAUUUUGAUGUAUUCGUUUCUCAUCUUCACGGCGAGAUCAAGUUGUCCCAUUCUGGAAAGCCGAGCUCAUCCCAUAUUAAUUGUUAUUACAUUAUUCACUCUUUGUUGUAAGCUACCAAUUAAUUGCCUCUG
Ananas comosus (pineapple) is the source of this 959-nucleotide messenger RNA. RefSeq names its product polycomb group protein Pc-like. NCBI's taxonomy places the organism in Eukaryota, Viridiplantae, Streptophyta, Magnoliopsida, Poales, Bromeliaceae. Bases 27 to 797 code for a protein of 256 amino acids. The transcript has 4 exons. The record is from RefSeq and is a predicted model, not a curated record.